CUCUUCAGAUUACAUACUGUGGGUUGGUUUUUCUUUUUUGCAUGAGUAAACAUCUUUCUAAUAAUGAACAGACCAAUGAUGUCUUAAGAGAGAAAAAGAACAGCCUUUUCCUUUUUGCUGUUUCUUGAGAGAACUGUUUGGAUUUAGAAACUCAUGUUGGCUGUCCAGAAUAUGAGAGUUGGCAUCUUCCUUUUGUGGUGGGGAUGGGUUUUGGCCACUGAAAGCAGAGUGCACUGGCGAGGAAGAGAAAUCCAUGAGAUGUCUAAGAAAGGCAGCCCAGUUCUGAAACGAAGCCCUGAUAUCACCAAAUCGCCACUGACAAAGUCAGAGCAGCUUCUGCGGAUAGAUGACCAUGAUUUCAGCAUGAGGCCUGGCUUUGGAGGCCCGGCCAUUCCUGUUGGUGUGGAUGUGCAGGUGGAGAGCUUGGACAGCAUCUCAGAGGUCGACAUGGACUUCACGAUGACCCUCUACCUGAGGCACUACUGGAAAGAUGAGAGGCUGUCCUUCCCGAGCACCAAUAACCUCAGCAUGACCUUUGACGGCCGGCUGGUAAAGAAGAUCUGGGUCCCUGACAUGUUUUUUGUGCACUCCAAGUGUUCCUUCAUCCAUGACACCACUACGGACAAUGUCAUGCUGCGGGUCCAGCCCGAUGGGAAAGUGCUCUACAGCCUCAGGGUUACAGUAACUGCAAUGUGCAACAUGGACUUCGGCCGAUUUCCCCUGGACACACAAACGUGCUCUCUUGAAAUUGAAAGCUAUGCCUAUACAGAAGAUGACCUCAUGCUAUACUGGAAAAAAGGCAACGACUCCUUAAAGACAGACGAGAGGAUCUCACUCUCCCAGUUCCUCAUUCAAGAAUUCCACACCACCACGAAACUGGCCUUCUACAGCAGCACAGGCUGGUACAACCGUCUGUACAUUAACUUCACGUUGCGUCGCCACAUCUUCUUCUUCUUGCUCCAAACCUAUUUCCCUGCCACCCUGAUGGUCAUGCUGUCCUGGGUGUCCUUCUGGAUCGAUCGCAGAGCUGUGCCUGCCAGAGUCCCCUUAGGUAUCACCACGGUGCUGACCAUGUCCACCAUCAUCACGGGCGUGAACGCCUCCAUGCCCCGUGUUUCCUACAUCAAGGCCGUGGACAUCUACCUCUGGGUCAGCUUUGUGUUUGUGUUCCUCUCGGUGCUGGAGUACGCAGCUGUCAACUACCUGACCACCGUGCAGGAGUGGAAGGAACGGAAGCUGCGGGAGAAGCUUCCCUGCACCUGUGGAUUACCUCAGCCGCACGCUGUCAUGCUGGAUGGCAGCUACAGUGACGUGGAGGUGAAUGACCUGGGCAGCUACAUGCCAGACAGUGGAGAGAAGCCGGACAGGAUGAUGGUGCAGCUGACCUUGGCCUCAGAGAGGAGCUCCCCGCAGAGGAAGAGUCAGAGGAGCAGCUACGUCAGCAUAAGGAUCGACACUCACGCCAUUGAUAAAUACUCCAGGAUCAUUUUCCCAGCAGCGUACAUUUUAUUCAAUUUAAUAUACUGGUCGAUUUUCUCAUAGAUGGUUAUAAUUCUAUAAAUUUCACAUUCUUUUGUGUGUACUACAGAAGUAUCUAUAUGACAAAAAAAUUACAAUGAAAAAAAGAUUUCACUAUCCACCUUUGUCCAGCUUUCCAAAACUACAUUGACAAGACACUUCCUGGUUUAAUUUGCAUUUAUUAACCAUCUAUUGUAUACACAGCAUUAUACUAUGUACUGCACGAAUACACCAUUAGCAACUGAUAAGAGUUGUUUCCGGGAUCUCCUGGAAAACCACCCUGCCAGGGUUGUGGGCCCACUAUAGUUCAACCUCUUUUAGACUCUAGAUGCUUAUUCACAUGAAUGAUUUCCUUUAUGUUACAUUCUUUGGGCUAGAUGGAAUUGGGUCGCAUCUCAAGCUCAUUUGCAGGGAAUAUACAUGCACCUAAAAAUCCCCACUUUAACCAAAAUUCAUGCUUUAGUUUAUAGUCUAGUUCCAAUUUUUGAUGUAUUGCCUCAUGUUUAUUUUAGUACAAGGCAAUACUAAUAUUCCUAUAUUUAUUUACAUCUAGUGGUUAAUGAGGUUUCACCUCUUCGCAAGAAAAUUUUUUUGGAUUGGUGCAAUUGCUUCUAAUUUUGAUGGGAAUUUCCCUGGUAGGGAAACUUUGAAGAUAAGGGUGUAUGCAUGCAUGCAUUUUGUCAGUUUUGUCAUUACAAUAACUAGACUAGAAAACUCAUGUUUAAGUGUUCCCUGUUUUAUAAUCACUGCCACCUUGAUGCAUGUCCUAGAUCAAAAUGAAGUCCUUGUAACUCAUUAGGAUGAGAAAUACACACAUGGUUUUUGAAGAGAAAAAAGAACACCAAAAAGAAAUGGGAACACAUGACUGGACAUCUGUAUUUAUAUGCAGUGAAUACCAGCAUUUUCUAUGAACCAGAAAACAAAGGCCACUAAUGUCAGGGCAUGGGAUAAAGGAGAGGGUUCUAAUUUAAUGUAUUACUUUAAAACAAAUAGUUACUUAUACUACAUAUGUAUAGGAUCAACCCCCACCAAACUUAUUCAAACAGCAUUUGUUUGAAACUCACUUUAAUAAAGUGAAUUCUAUACAUAAUAAUGUCCUUUUCAUUCCAAAGUUAAUCUGACUGAUCACCUAUAUUAAAUAUAUUUCUUCAUAUGCAGGGCUAUACUUUAUUCUCAUCUAAAAAAAAAAAAACAUUGUACAAAUCCUAAUUACAAGGCAAUCUCCCAUUUCCCCCAAUUAAAAGUUCAUCAAUAGAAAGUUUUUUCACACUCAAGUAAAUUCUUAAAGGGAUAUAGAAGAAAUAGUUAAACAUUAACUUUAAUAUCAAAAAAUUAUUUUUAAAACAUUAUUUUUUUCAUGCUUAUUUUAUGAAACAAUUUCAUGUUUUCACAGACAUCCUUGCCAGGGUCUUCUUCAUGACCAGGGCCACUUGGAGUCAUCUAGGUUUCCAGGGCAUAGCAUCUGAACUUCCAUCUACCUUGUUUGAGAAACUCCACCAUUUGAACCAGCACAUAGGAUGCUCUAUUA
Hipposideros armiger (great roundleaf bat) is the source of this 3046-nucleotide messenger RNA. RefSeq names its product gamma-aminobutyric acid type A receptor subunit rho1 (gene GABRR1). The record is from RefSeq and is a predicted model, not a curated record. Gene Ontology annotation, biological process: monoatomic ion transmembrane transport. Gene Ontology annotation, cellular component: membrane. NCBI's taxonomy places the organism in Eukaryota, Metazoa, Chordata, Mammalia, Chiroptera, Hipposideridae. The coding region runs from base 154 to 1542 and encodes 462 amino acids. Gene Ontology annotation, molecular function: GABA-A receptor activity; extracellular ligand-gated monoatomic ion channel activity. The transcript is spliced from 9 exons.